AUGGGCGAGAGGCUUCCGUACGACCGCAAGGACGUGACGCCGUACGGCGAUUACUGGAGGCGAGUGAGGAGCAUCUGCGUGCUCCAGCUGUUGAGCAACAAGAAGGUCCAGUCGUUUGGGACGGUCCAAGAAGAAGAGAUCUCUUUAUUUAUGGAGAAGAUCGAGCAGCACCGCUCAGUGGACCUGAGCAACAUGUUCGCGAUGCUGAUGAACGACAUCAUAUGCCGGGUGGCUCUGGGGAGGAAGUACAGCGACGACGAGCAGGGCAAGAAGUUCAAGGGACUGUUGACAGAACUGAUGGAUUUGCUGGGCACUUUCAACGUUGGGGACUUCAUUCCGAGCCUUGGGUGGAUCAACAAGGUGACUGGUUUAGAUGCGAAAGUGGAGCGUGUUGCGAGGGUGUUCGAUGAGUUCCUCAAUGAGGUGGUGGAGGAGCACCGGAGGAAGAUGGAGGAGAAGAGCGUUGGCCGCGGAGGUGAAGAUAGGGGAGACUUUGUGGACGUUUUGCUGGAGAUUGAUAAGGACAAGACUUGGUUUUGCUCUUGGUGCCGAUAG
Eucalyptus grandis is the source of this 555-nucleotide messenger RNA. RefSeq names its product cytochrome P450 736A117-like. Bases 1 to 555 code for a protein of 184 amino acids. The transcript has a single exon. Gene Ontology annotation, molecular function: oxidoreductase activity, acting on paired donors, with incorporation or reduction of molecular oxygen; heme binding; iron ion binding. NCBI's taxonomy places the organism in Eukaryota, Viridiplantae, Streptophyta, Magnoliopsida, Myrtales, Myrtaceae. The record is from RefSeq and is a predicted model, not a curated record.